CCGACGCCUGCCAGCUAUUGGUCGGUCUCCCCGGCGGGGGCGUGGUCCGGUACAUCAGGGGCCCAAGAUGGCGCUGCCCUUUGCACGCUGCUGGAACUCGUACCGCUGGGGAGCCAAGCGCUGGGGGGUCCCUGCCGGGGACGCCCGGAGAGGCAUCAGUUUCAAACUGGAAGAAAAAACUGCCCACAGCAGCCUGGCACUCUUUAAAGGUGACACAGGUGUCAAAUACGGCCUGGUGGGACUGGAACCCACCAAGGUGGCCCUGAACUUGGAGCGCUUCCGGGAGUGGGCAGUGGUGCUCGCAGACACCCCGGUCACCAGUGGCCGACACUACUGGGAGGUCACAGUGAAGCGCUCCCAGCAGUUCCGGAUAGGAGUGGCAGAUGUGGACAUGUCCCGGGACAGCUGCGUCGGUGCUGACGAUCGCUCCUGGGUGUUCUCCUAUGCCCAGCGCAAGUGGCACAGCAUGUUGGCCAACGAGAAAGCCCCGAUUGAGGGUAUUGGGCAACCAGAGAAAGUGGGGCUGCUGCUGGACUAUGAGGCAAAGAAGCUGAGCCUGGUGGAUGUGAGUCAGAUCGCCGUGGUCCACACACUACAAACGGAUUUCCGCGGCCCAGUGACGCCUGCGUUUGCUCUUUGGGAUGGAGAGCUGCUAACCCACUCAGGACUAGAAGUGCCCAAGGGGCUCUAAUGCGGCCUAAGUCCCUUAAUCAUGCUUUCUGUUCAAGGGGUCUAACGCUGUUUUACAUUGUCUCAAGCAAGUGGUAGCUCUCACAAUUCAGUUGGGAGCCCUUGUGCAAUAUUUUAGUCAUCUUCCUCUGGUCCCUACUCUGUGAAAGCUAGGUAUACAGCCAAACUUUGUCCUCACAUGACUGCCAGUUCCCUAGAGCAUCAGGUCCCUCUACUUGUGCCCACGUGUCUUAGACUGCUCAGUCCUGGUCCUGUGUUUCAGCCACUACCUCUCCUUCCCCUUACCCACUGUGUAACUUGUUUUGGGGGUUUACCAGCUUCUCCUGAGUAAAUGCUUUCUACCUCUGGCUGCAGGAGUGGGUGGCCUUUUCUCUGAUGCACCUCAGAUUCUUGGGUUCUGGCCCCCUCAUUGUUGGAUUGACUCAGUAGGUCAGCACCACAAACGUCGGUCCUACGCAGAUGCAGCUAUGGCAUUCUGAGUCCGUCUGCUUUCUCCUGCACACCUCUGAUACCCAGCCAGUUUGUCAUAACCAAUGUGCCAGUUACAGCUGUGACCAAAGGGGAAGAGACACUAGGGGGCUAUGUAGGGCUGUAGUGCCAGAAACUCUUACCUUUGAGAAGUUCCAUCUACACAUCUGCCACAGUUGGGAGCUUCAGAGAAGAGGAGAGUGCUAUAUAACCCAUUUUGGAGCCUGUUCAGACCCCAAAUUCCCACCCCACCCCCCUUGGCCACAGAAUAUACUUAAUUAAAGCAGUAUUUGGGGUUGAGGGAAACCUGGUGGAAUAGAUGGAUAUGUAUGUGUGAUAUGUAUCGUUUGGACUGUCUGUCCCCAUGGUUCUGUCUUAUUCUAUUAUCUAUGAUGGAUAUCCUUAGGGGAGAAAGAGAAUGACUAGAUUUAGCAAAGAAAGAAAAAUUCAUCUAAUUAAAGUUUAUUUGAACACAAAA
Cricetulus griseus (Chinese hamster) is the source of this 1636-nucleotide messenger RNA. The record is from RefSeq and is a predicted model, not a curated record. Lineage: Eukaryota; Metazoa; Chordata; Mammalia; Rodentia; Cricetidae.